UUCAUGUUUAGAUGCUGCGCGUGCAGACUCCAGCGCGCAGAAACUGGAACCAAAUGCAGGGACGCAGCCGUUUGUCCGGCAAUUAUUUAAUCAUUUUUUGAGAUUGCUGGGUUGUGUCUACUCAACCGUUAAAGUCAUUUUAAUUUACCGAGAAUGGGCUGCGCGAUAUCAGGUCUGGCGCCGAAAACCCCGUGUGAGACGAAGCAGGAUGGUGCAGACACGCGCCUCCGCGAGGACCAAGUCCAGAUGAUCAAGGACUCGUGGAAAGUUAUUCAGGAUGACAUCGCCAAAGUUGGAAUUAUUAUGUUUGUAAGGUUGUUUGAGACCCAUCCUGAAUGCAAGGACGUCUUCUUCCUGUUCAGAGACGUGGAGGACCUGGAAAGGCUGAGGACCAGCAAGGAACUGAGAGCUCACGGGCUCCGAGUGAUGUCCUUCAUAGAGAAGAGCGUAGCCAGGCUGGACCAGCAGGACAGGCUGGAUCACCUGGCUGUGGAGCUGGGGAGGAGCCACUACCGCUACAACGCCCCACCCAGAUACUACAGCUAUGUAGGGACAGAAUUCAUCGGUGCAGUCCAGCCCAUCCUCAAAGACAUAUGGACACCAGAGUUGGAGGAAGCAUGGAAGACUCUGUUCCUGUACCUGACCAGGCUGAUGAGGCAGGGCUACCUGCAGGAAGAGAGGCUCACACAUCACCCCCCUGCAGCCUCCCCCAAAGACAGGCCAGAGAGGAACAAGCCUGUCCUAUAAAAGCACCGACUGCUCCAGACGCCAGGCCUGCAGACAUAGGCAGCACAGGCCUGCAGACACAGGCAGCACAGGCCUGCAGACACAGGCAGCACAGGCCUGCAGACAAAGGCAGCACAGGCCUGGGCUGUGUACAUACUGUAUUUACUGAUUUACUUCAUUUUCUACGUUUCUCAUGUCAUCAAUCUGUCAGCGAAUAACCGGAGGAGACCCAUGUGUUUAGAAUUAUUCAAAGAUCCUUUAAUUCAGUUAACAGAGUAAGAUUGAGUCAUUCUAACCAAGCACGUUCUAAAACGACAUAUUUUGAUACGUUGUGAUGAGAGUAACACAGAACGUCAGAUGGAUGUAGAAUCUGUGGCCAUUCCUGUAUCCCCCGGAAACUCACAUGGCCAGCUUUAGAACACCUUACAAGGAAAAUCAGAACGGACAAAACCUAGCAUAAACACGUCUGUCUCUGUCUACAGAAGUCAAAUAUGCCUUUCAGUCAAUAAACUACAUUUAUUACCAGGCUUCUUCACCCUGUGUGACACAAGAUGCACUAAAUAACAUUUCCACCGUAUCUGUGUUCAAACUGCUGCUUAGCCUGUGGCUGUGCAGUCAUUGGUCUAUAUUUGAACUCUUAAACCAUGUGAGCAGGGUUCAAAUUACGGGGGGGCUUGUCCCCUCUAACUAAGACUUGGACUCUCCCAUAAGAGGUAAAAACAACAGGUUGGGGGGGGUCGAUACAUUUAUAUAUCGUUCUUACCUGUAAUCGUAAAUAUAAAUUUACACCCUUGAGAAGAAGUUGACCUCCCCGAUUAUCUUCCUGAGAUUAACAAGCGUUUGGCGGAGGAGAGAUACUAUAUUUCUGAAACUAUGUGAAGUCUCACAUCUCACAUGACCACAAUGUAACUUUUAAAUUAAAAUAAACAAUUUUUAAAAUGAGCAAAAAAAAGUUACAAAUAAUAAAAACGUUUUAAAAAUUGAGCAGUUGUCCAUUCUCAAGUCUGUUUCUUUAAUGCUUAGCUGUGUUUGCUUUAAACAUUUGGCUCAUAUGUCUCGUACACUUAAAAUGUGUUUUCAUAAUCUUUGCCUUUUUAUUGGACAGUGAGAGAAGGGAAGCAUGACAGGAAGAGAGGAUAUUGCAGAGUCUCUCAGCCGGAUUCCAACCGUCCACCGGGUGCAAGGUGCACUGCACGUAGAUUCCAACUAGAUGAGCUCAAUGCUGUGAUUCAGUUUGUAUUCAAAUCUGGCUGAAGGAUCUUCUUAGCUCAAUUUUUGCUCUUGGUCAGUCAGGGAGUGGGCUGCGGUUACAGGGGUCUGGGCCCACGGAUGUUUGGCACUAGGCUCUGUGCUGGAUUUGAACACAGGUUGUUGUGGUUUAGGCCCUUGUUCUCAGCCCACUACACCACGAGGUCCCAUUACGUAGGCCAAAAGGAGAAGUGUGUUUUUUAGUCUGUGGAAACUACUUUCUCUCUUUCGGUCUCUCCCUCCCCACCCUUGCAUCGGGCCCACAUGCAGUCUAGGAUGGUGGCCUAUUACCAUGGGAACCCCACCCACCCUCCUGGCCCCCAGAGCGUCCUCAGCCCCCCAUGCCCCAGAGCUCCCUGUCUCCUCCACCACACACUUCUACCUGCACACCCCCA
Hypomesus transpacificus is the source of this 2369-nucleotide messenger RNA. It is a transcript of the gene xgb, whose product is annotated as x globin. The transcript is spliced from 5 exons. The coding region runs from base 154 to 747 and encodes 197 amino acids. NCBI's taxonomy places the organism in Eukaryota, Metazoa, Chordata, Actinopteri, Osmeriformes, Osmeridae. The record is from RefSeq and is a predicted model, not a curated record. Gene Ontology annotation, molecular function: heme binding; oxygen binding.